Messenger RNA from Rhipicephalus sanguineus (brown dog tick), 9014 nucleotides. Its product is annotated as nuclear factor NF-kappa-B p110 subunit. Gene Ontology annotation, cellular component: cytoplasm. The transcript has 10 exons. NCBI's taxonomy places the organism in Eukaryota, Metazoa, Arthropoda, Arachnida, Ixodida, Ixodidae. Gene Ontology annotation, biological process: innate immune response; inflammatory response; regulation of DNA-templated transcription. Gene Ontology annotation, molecular function: DNA binding; DNA-binding transcription factor activity. The record is from RefSeq and is a predicted model, not a curated record. The coding region runs from base 310 to 1485 and encodes 391 amino acids.
GUAACGUUGGUCGAAAGUACAGUUGAAAGGGUCGAGUGAUGCAGACGGUGCUUAAAGUUUCGGAUUGUUGCAAGUGUUUUUCUCGGAAUCGGCACUACAGCCAAUCAAUCCUGGAUGAAGCAGUUUGACGUGUUUUAGCAGGACGACCCAUACAGCACUCCCCUAGGCAAUGUGGCCUACCCAGUGAGUGGAGAGGAGGUUGCAGCAGCUUCAUCCUCCUCUUCUGCGGAGCAAGAGCAACUUCGCUCUUUCCAAGACCUAUUGCUGCGCACUUUCCAGCCAAACCAGCCGCAACAUCAGGACCUCGGCAUGCCCAUCUGCGCUAGCUAUGAAGAACAGAACCUGCACAUGGCUGGUGGUGCCCGGCUAGUGAUUGUGGAGCAGCCCAUGAAGGAGACGCGCUACCGGUACAAAAGUGAAAGUGGCUCUCAUGGUCCUCUCAUCGGGGAGUCGAGCACUCAGCAGCGAAAGACCUUUCCUACCGUCAAGCUGGAAAACUACAAUGUACAGUUACCUCAUCGCAUCAAGGCGAGUCUGGUCACCGCUGAGGACACGGCGCGGCCACAUGUGCAUCGCAUCACCAUGCGAGGCCGCGACGACGAGGACUGCUGCUACGUCACAGUUCGCGAAAAUGGCACGGCCAUGUUCCCCAGCAUGUCUAUCGUGUUUCAGCAGAAAAAGACAGUUGCUGAUAUCCUGUACAGACGCAAGAUUGAGAGAUUGCAACCCUCUCAAGAAGAAGCACGGCAGCUUCAGACUGAAGCCAAGAAAGAAGCAGCUGAGCUGAAUUUGAACCUCGUCCGCAUUUGCUUCACGGCCGAGUGCUGUGAAGACGGUGUCUGGAAACCCUUGUGUGUAGCCUACUCCAACCCAGUUGCAAACUCAAAGGCUGGGAAGCUCAGAAUAACCAAAGCAAAUCGCAAGUCAGGGUCGUGCAAAGGUGGCGAUGAGGUCUGGAUACUCUGUGAGAAGAUCAACAAGAAAGACAUCCAGAUAAAGUUCUUUGAAGAGAACGAGGAGACGAAGGAGAGGACGUGGGAGGCACCAGCCACGUUCCAGGAAUCGGAUGUGCAUUACCAGGUGGCCAUAGUCUUCAAGACGCCUCCGUACCGUGACACCAAUUUGCAGCACCAGGUGGCAGUCAAGUUCCAGCUGAUUCGCAAGUCAGACAAUGACUGCAGCGAGCCAUUUGAAUUCAUCUACAUGCCUUGUGGGCCUUCCGAAGACGAGCUGUUGGCACACAAGCGGCGCAAGCUCAGUCAUCACUCGCCCGAAGAGGCAUCCCACUACUCGGGCGUCAUGGGUCCCCCCAGCAGCAGCACUCCGACCUUCCCAAGUGAAGCGCCAUUCGGCAUGGCUACCUCUUACCCAGGUGACCCCACUGCGCAGGGCAGGAAGCAAUACUCAAGCAGCAUGACCAUUCCCUAUUCAAGUCAGCACAUUGACUGUGCCCAGACAAUGCUGAGCCUCAUAGAGGAGAGCUGAAGCCAGCGCUGUGGACUAGGAAUGCCUGCCUUGAUGAGGCCACUUGCAUUGAAUGCACACCAGCCCCUCAUGCCAGAAAAAAGAAAAAAAGCUGCUGCUUAGCCUGGCAGGUUUUCGAGCUUUCGUCGGGCUUUCUCAGGUACAAAGGCUCUGUUGUAAAUGCAGGCGUUUUCUUAACCAACCACCGACUGUGAUAAAUCUUGCAAACACAGGAAACGCUUGCAUUCAAGCAUGCAAGCAGGAAUGGUGAAUGUAACAUAGGGACCAUAUAAGGCCAUUGUUUCGACACUUGGGAGUCCGGAGUCUCGCGUUUCUCAUUUCACCCUUUCUCAUUUAACCCGACGCUGGCUGAAGCUGACAGGUUGCUUUUGCAGUCACAGUACUUAUCAGCCUUCCAUUUAUACAAAGCAUGGUCUUUUAAAUUUAUAUUCCCAACUACUAGUGAAUCAGUAGUGGUCUGAAAAUUUUUUAACUUCGCCCUCCAUUUGGCACUGUGCUAGUGCAGUUGCAUUCAGUGCAAGUGGCUUUCACCCCUGCAUUGUCAUCAACAGAACCCUGCUGACGUGAAAGGCAGGCACGCAGAUACGUUCACCGUGGUUGUCGUAUUUGCUUGAGGUGUGUUCAUUGAGUGCAAUGUUAAUGUUUCGCAGACUCGUUGGACACGUAGCAAAGACAUCGUCGGCAGCUCAACAAGCGUAUCUCUUUGUCAUUUCUCCGAAUGCAUGUCAACUUGUUAGAAGCAUUUUUGUUACAACUUUGGCAUUUGUUGUGCCUUGUGCAAGCCUACAAACAGGUGCUAUUUCCCCAGCUAGAGGUUGCACAUGUGACCAUGUUUGUGCAGACAGACAUGCAUUGGGAGUCAUUUCAGUGUCCCUAAUUUCUUGAUAGGCAGGGUAUUUACAAAUGCUUACAGGAUUGUACAUACGUAUCUACGUUCCUGCCUUUUGCAGAUGCAGUAGAUCCUUUGACUGCACUGCGUCAAGAUCGAAACUAGGCAGCAUUGUUGCCUAUUCUUGUUUCCUUUAGAAAUAUUGCCGAAGCAUCUGCAAGAAUCUUACUUAGCAGCGGCUUGCGAGAAUAAAUAAAAGUACUUUAGCCGAUGUAAUACAAUAGCAACAGUAUUUUUCUGGUGGCACUUGCUGUGCUACACCCACACAAUGAACUUGAUUCCCGUUCCCUCAAGUGAGGCCUGUCACUUAGCUUGAAGGUCUACGCCCUGAUUGAUCUGCAUACAGGCCUUGCAGAGCCUAACCUGCACGUUUAAUUGAGAGUACUUGGCCAGUGUGAGACCACGACGAAGAGCACAAGUCAUGUGCACGCUGGCCUAGUUUGUAAUUACGGGUGGCUUUCAUUGUCUUCAUACACUUGAUCUCCAGUGUGUUUGUGCAGGGGCCUGUGUUGUCAUUUAUUUAUUGCCGCUUCACCUCUGUGGUUUUGUUAUUUGUGGAUUCUAGUAUGUCCUCAGCCACUGGCAACUGAUGCGAGAAGCAAAAGUGUAUACUUAUAUAGUAUGUUUACUAGUGACCUAUGUCAGUGUUGAACGCACGGUGUGAUUAGAGAGCAUUGCACAUACAAGGCGCAGCUCACUUGUUUUGUGAUGUUUUGGAGGUUGUACCUGCUUGUUGAAGCAGGCCUUUCCGUUACUGUGCCGUCUUUCAGUGUUUUCUUGUUCUGUCUUGAAAAGACUCACUUUAGUAAUUGAGGAAUUGACAUUAGCACUUGAACUUGGGUGCUUUAAUAAAAUGGCAAAGUUUGUUUUUGAAGCUCGGCGAAAAAAUCCAGUAUAGGAAGCGUAGAGUUUCGCAUUUCACAGUGGUGAAAUAAGAAGCUCAUACCAGGUUUUGAUCAUUUCGUGGAAAAAAAAAACUUAAUUCGGAAUGAGCAUGCACUGCACUUGCGUCUGAUUCAAAUAUUGGUCAUAUUAGGGGUUGUACGAUUUUUAAGUAAAUUGGGUUGAAUCUGAAAAAAUUCUCAGUGGCAAACUUUCUAAGGAUUGUGAUUUCUGCAAAGGCACCAAAUUUCAGGGCAGAUCUCCACCUACCCGUUUCCUGUCAUCUAGACCCCCGGUGUGUUUUCUAAAUUGUCUUUCUGAGCAGAGGUGAGAUAAGCACAAAAUACUGCUGCUACCCCAGCUUGAGGUAUUCAAUUUACUGGUGAAAGAUGCGGAAAAAUGAGCACAAGACGAGGCAGGGUCACCAGAAAAGCUACUCUACCCAGCAUUUUGCUGCAACAUGAUGACGCUUUGCACUGUUUCAUAUUUGCAUAGCUGUGAACACACUGCUUAAUAACACUGACAGCUUUCUCUCUGUGUACUGAAGCAGCAUUUCUGGUUAGGCUCAUAAGACAGCAAUAUAAACAGUGAAGAAGUGUAGAUGCAUCAUGCAGGGGAAAGGAAAGCAGAAAUGUGUGGAAUAAAUAAACUCCUCAGUAAGAUUGGGCUCGGGUGUUGCAAAAAGAAAAAGCACAGUGCAUAGAUAACACUGCGGCAAUCAUUCCUACAAAGUGUCAAGUCACACCGAUGAAAUGUUCAAACAAAAGCUGGUGUGCUGUUUCGCUCAAGGGAGCCCAAAUUCGAGUCAUAGAGCUUAUUAGGGGUCGUGACCUCGGUAGCUUGUCCAGUACAGAAUGUGCUACGCUACUGCUGGAGGCUUGUCGCACACCAAGAGGCGAGAGGCACAAAAAAAGAGGGGGCGGAGCUUACAGUGCAAACAUGAGAAAGCAGGAAAACCAAAAAGAAAGGUCAACAUGGAAGGACAGAGUGUCUACUUGGCCACGUGACAUUUUUGUUUUCCCUUAUCUCCCGUAAUAAUGGAACAAUUUGAAAGGAAAAAUCAUGUGCUAGAAAGAUGCAAUUUGCAGUGUAUAUGAUCAAAUCAAGGGCUGCUGAGGAGCCUUUUAGGAAAAUUUUUCUCCAUUUUCGCUCCUGAGUUAAUACAGAAAACGGAGGACUCUAGUGCCACUACCGAGCAUUUGCAUGGUGGGGCGACCUUUUUUUUUGCUCAUGAGUUGUACACUCAUAGUGAGGUAUGUAGGAGGGGAUGUGGGGUGGGGACAAGGUGCUGUUCACAAUGGCAACUUUGAGAGCAGCUUCGUGUGAUGAUGCUUCUUAAGCUGAUUGUCUGUGAAGAAUUUUGUUCUUCAUUUCACCACCAUAUAUGCUUGUCACAUAGUUUCUGCUGGGCAAGCCAUCCUUCUUUGGUGCCGAAAUGCUUGGCAGCAUGCACCGAGAUGGUUUGACAGAGUUAGUGUGCAGGCAGUUUGUGUUGAUGUUCUCUAUUUUCAUGUUCUGUGUCAGUGUUUAGUUUACCUGUGUUUCCAAAUCAGUGCAGUUGUCUGCAAUACCUUUGGCAGGCUGGGACACAGACGCCAUCUAUGUAAAGACCAUGUCUUAUUUUUGUAGGCUUUGUAAGCCAUGUUAAUGAACUCGGCACACAGUUGUCUUGUGGUAGGGAUGGAAAUGAAGCACUGCAGUACGCAGUAAAUUGCAUAUUUUUGUUUUUUAUAAGGUUGUGUUUGCACAGACGAGAUGCCUGCCUUGAGUAUUUGAGAUGAGUGUAGAAACAUUGGCAAAGCACGAAGCAUUGUGUCUGUAGUCUUAGUGUCUUCAGGUGUGUCAUACUGCUUAUACCAGGUAAAAAACAAGUCGCUAAGAAUGGGCUGAAUCUUGACAAGUUGCGGAAGGGUAUUAAUGAUAGCAAAUGAUGUCACCUUCAGGUAUUUUUCAGUGCUAAAACCCACAAACCCAACGUCCCUUUAAGGGUAAUUGUAUCAGAGAUUGACACCUGGCAGAAGUCAGUCGCAUUGUUUCUUUAAGCCAAGCUUGCCUGUUUGCUCGUCACUGAGCCGUUCUUGAUUAGGAGCUCGGAUCAAGUGAUUGAAUUCAUGAAGGGCCACGCCCGUAAAGGUUACCAAGCCUCUUCGGUCGACAUAAAAGACUUAUAGUACUAUCCAAUCCCUCACGACACUCUGUUGUCUUCCAUUGAACAUGCCAUAGAUGAAUACGGUCCCGUGCGCUUUCAAAGUGAAGUUUCAUUGUCAGCGAGUCAUUUUUUAGAACUUUUAUCGUUUUACUUAUCUUCCCCUUUUAUUUGUUCGGACAACGCACUGUAUUUGCAAAAAAAGGGCGUGUGUAUCGGUUCGUGUAUACCACCCAUUCGUAGCGACUUGUUUUUAUCUGGUCUUAGUACCCUGUCUACAGCGCUAGAAAACACCAAAGGGUGCAAAGCUUUUUGCUUUGUCAAUGACUUUAAUUGACUGCGCUGCUGUUGACAUAGAAGCAAAGGUUGACGAGGUGUUGCCUGCAAUUAAGGAAUGUUUUGCGUUCCUUAAAGUCACUUGCCAACUUCCACAAGAGGGCUCUAUUCGUUUUUUGAACAUCCGGUUAUUUCUCUUAGAAGAGCAUACAUGGUGGUGGUAUGAGACGCGAGCAAAUAAGCCUCUCCUUUCUUUUGUUUCUGCGCACUCAAAGCUCAUUAAGAGAGGCAUUGCGAACAUGUUUUAAAAUAUGCCGACAAAAUCGUGUCAUCAAAAGAUGGCGUCCAGUUUCGAGACCCAAAGCAAGUACCUAACCGAAGCAGGCUAUCCAAUUCUGUUACAGGUGUCCAUUGCCAAACGCAUUUUCAAAUAUCCACGUAAAAAAAGACGGGCAUGAAGUUCUGGACUACUCCGGCUGCAGAGUAGGUGUGAUCCCUUGUAUACACACUAUUUCCCACAACUUCAAAAUAGUCGCCCUCAGGGCUAAGGUAUGUGUCGUUUUUUCAUUGCCCAAAAAGCUAGGGGAGUGCAUUGCAGAACCACAGAUAAGUGGGCGAGUUGGUUUGGGUUCUAGCGCUACCCCCCUUUGCCCUUUAUUGUAAACUAGGGGAGCUUUGUAAGCUGACUUGCCCAUAUAAUGUCGCCCACUCAACUUGUGAUAAGAAACACCACGUCAGAAUAGUUCAUUGUGUGUGCUGUAUACUCUACAAGUUUUCAUUAUCAUGCGGGAAGUACUAUAUAGGGCAGACGAAACAGUGUCUGAAUGACAGACUACGCAAACAUAGCUAUAAUGCAAGAAAUAAGCUUUCUGCGGGGGGGGGGGGGGGGUUCUUAGCGGCGCACUGCGAAGGUUGUGGGUGCUCCCCUAUUCUGUAUAGCUGUAUCGGCCGUUAUCGGCCGGUUUAGGAAUUAGCUCACACGGGAAAUAACAGAAGCCGAAGCUCUAUCAGAAUUAUGAAACUUGUGUGUGAGCUCGCCAUCAGUUUCUUUGUCGGAAAAGGAAAUGACGUUAUUGGAUUAAGAGCACGUGCAAGAUGAGUCGUGUUUGCUCGCGCAUGUAUAAAAUGGGUCUGAAGGGCAUGAAAUGAACAUCUGGAAGCUACCUGUCUCUGCGUCUGUGUCGUGUUUCUUUCUUUUAUGUACCGCACUAAUACACGCCACGUUUAAAAACCUGGUAGGUUGGAGAUAAUUGUGAGAGGCCUUUGUCCGGUAGUAGACAAAAAAAAUGGGCUCAUGAUAACGCUGUGAAGUGACAUAAAAUAUUCAUAUGCAGGUAUAAAGAUUUCGUUUAGUUGCCUUUGAUGUAGCAGAUAGCACCUCGCUGGUCAGUUUGAAACUUCAAAACGAUUUUUGGGUUUUACCAUUGCCAUGGUGUAUCUUGAAUACAAUUUAGAUAGAUGACACUGGCCCUAAAAAAAAUUAUUUUAAGGAACUUGAUGUCUUACAAAAAACAUUAAAGGCAAAUUUUGAAUCAGUGUAGAAGUGUGUCUGAAUAACUCUUCCAAGCAAGCACACAGCAGUAUUUUUACACCAAGAGGUAACCAAUUGUAGGGAAAAUUGGGACUGAUGAAGUUGUGUAAUUCAUCUGCUGUUUGAACUUCUCGCAAUAAAUAGGCUAUUUGGGGUCUGUAUAUUCUACACUGUGCGAGCUAUUUUCAAAGGCUGUGGGCUGGCUAUUGCUGCUGCUGCUGCUGCUGCUUACUUUGGUUAGCAGUCUGGGCCAUUUGGUGGGGCAUGAUUCAGCCUCAUUACACAGAUGAAUGCCAGCCUGAGUAGCUAAUUGAUUAAGAAAGCAAAGCUGUAUAAGGCAGUUUUUGCACCGUUUGAACGUAAAACAGUGCUUCUUGAGGGUAGCGAUCUUCUCUGCCCAGGCCACCAUGGGGAGGUCAAAAUUGUUAAAGACAGCGGACUCUGCUGCACAGGUCGUCAAAAAUGGUGCACGCUCCCUAUCGUGCAAGUGAUCUGCGGCAGGGUUCAGCGAGCCAAGGGGGUUGGUAGCUUCGUGUGACUGUCUCCCUGGAUCUUUGUGAGCGAAAAGUUGUGUUUGCAAUGUUGAGCAUGCCAUUGUUGUGAAGGCUAGUAUUCGGGGUCAUUGAGUGAGAUGUGUUCGUGUUUGCAUUAAUUAAUUUAAUUAGUAUGGCAAAACGACAGAGCUUUCUAUAGCUGUUAGACACAUCGCUAUCACUACCUUUGGGGUGAAACUGUGACUUUCCAUUUGACAGAUCGUGUAACUGUUUCGGUUGCUGCAGCUUGUCAUUUCUCCAAAAGGCAGGUAGAUGGGCAGUGUCUAGUUUUCAUUGUAAAAGAGGCCCCAAUAUUAGUAAGAAUUUAUACAAACAUUCCAGUGAAAAAAAAAAUUGCAUUGAUCUUCCCUGCACGUUGUAGUGUUUGAGGGAGCAUUGAUAAAAGCUUUUUUUUAUGCAUUGGGUCAUCUAUUUUUUUUUUUUAUCAUGCAUCAAAAUUCUGACCUCUUCUUGUGUUACACACACUUGUUUGAGGCUUUUAGUUUGUGCAGUAGCCUUCUCCUUCAUUUCUCUCUUUGCUAAAUUCUGUCAUAAGAAAACUCUAGUUUUGCACUUGGUGCUGUGAAUUUUGUUAUGCGUGUGUCAUGUCAUGCUGAAGAAUAAUUUCCUUCCUCUGUAUAGGACCACGGUUGGCUUUCUUUUUUUUCGCUCUCUCAAAUUAUUUUUUUUUUACAACCACAUUACUUGAAGCACUACGGUGUUUUCUUGUACGUAGAAAAACGUGUUUGUAGGAAACAGUCUGGUUGCAUUCCAGCUUGGAUGCAAUCCCUGUCCAUGUCUCAAUGGCUGGGAAGUGCACAGGGCCUUUAUCUUACAUGGUUCGAGCAGAAACACCUGUACUCAUCAUUCAUUCUUGUUCACAUUGUUGGGCAGAUGUUGUGAUAUUUGUGGCUAUUUCACGGACACCAUUUUGUUGUAUUGUCUAUAGGCACAUGCUGUUUAAAACACAUGCGUGCCAUGCAAAGUGUUGCCAACUUCAUUGCCAUCUCUCCAAUAUUUAAGCGAUAGGGAAGUCAUGUUGUAUGGGAUGUGCAAGUAUUUGCUUUCUCUUUCCCACUCAGUGUCUUCACAUUUAUUUGCCUUCUCUUUCUUCAUCUCACACGUCUUGGCAAACAGUCAGUGGGUUGUAACUUGGCCGGAGAGAGCCGCCCACUCUGUUUGUUAAGUGUCAUGGUGCGGCUGCUGCUUGCAGCAAUUGUAUUCAAAAUGCGAUGCAUUUCGAAAAAUAAAUAAUUUUUUUCCUUUCUCGAA